Messenger RNA from Psylliodes chrysocephalus, 3000 nucleotides. The record is from the annotation of a GenBank genome assembly. Lineage: Eukaryota; Metazoa; Arthropoda; Insecta; Coleoptera; Chrysomelidae.
AUGUCAAGUAAGGAAAAUUUGGCAAACCAAGAGCCGGAUAAUGAGGCCACGAACUCUGGAGGUUUGCGAAGAAGAAACUUUGUUGAAUCCGCUCAGCAUAAAAUCGAGCAAGCCUCUCAACUUAUCAGAAGAAAAAUUCCAUAUUCGGGGCAUUUUCUUGCUCCAAAAAGACUAUGGUUAAAGCGAAUUUUCACACCUAAUUGCGAUGUCGUUAUUACUUUUCCACAUGGAGCUAAAGACUCCUUAUUAAUGUGGUUAUUGUCGAAGCUGAGGCAGUCUCCUGGUUUGACUGUCCAUGUUCGUCACCACAACUCUACCCAAUCCAGUGCUUUCUAUAUUACAGCUCCAUUUGUAGUCCUCCUCAGAGCAGCCGAAGAAUACCACCUUCCGAAAAUUCUCAAGGAAGACAAAGGCGGAGGCCUCAAAGAAUUUUGUGUACAAGAACUGUCUUCCUAUGAAAACUCCCACGAUGAAAAGAUAUUUUUUACCACCGAGGAAAGACAGUGGCUGCUGCUGCACAUUCUUGAAAGUAUCAGAGCUAAGCCUGCCGAUUUGGAAGUCAUACCGGGCGUUUCUUUGAUCGAGGGACAAGCUAUAAUUCCAAAAUGUCUUACUGAAGGCAUCGUGAGUCAAGUUUUUCCUUUACAUGAACCAGGAGCUUUGGAAAAACUUCAAAAUUCAUGGGUUCGAGAUAUUUUUGCAAAGCAGCCUUUAGAUGAAAUAACAGAAUAUUUCGGAGUAAAAAUAGGGAUGUAUUUCGCUUGGUUGGGGCAUUACACCACUGCUCUAAGUAUUCCAGCAAUUUUUGGUUUCAUUUUUUGGUUAUGUUGCAACGGAAAACAUCAAACAUUGGAAGACGUGGGUUAUGUAAUGUUUUCAAUUUUCAACGUAGUGUGGGUAACCACGUACUUGCAAGCUUGGAAACGUUACUCGGCUGAACUGGCAUUCCGUUGGGGCACUUUAGAUCAGAGAGACAAUCUUUUGGCCGAACCGAGGCCUUUAUUUAGGGGUCCUCUAGAACGCAGUCCUGUCACCAAAAGACUGGAACCGUACCAUCCGCCGUGGAAAAGGCACAUUUUCCGAUAUUUCAUAUCGGUGCCGAUCAUAACCGUUUGUCUGAUUGCUGUAUUUUGUAUUAUGAUCGUUUCCUUGCAAAUCCAGGAUUAUUGGGACAACUUUUUGAGAAAUCACGGUUUACCUCACUGGUUAGGAUAUUUCCCUAAAAUUGGACUGGCAGUUAUAAUAUCUUUAAUGGACGAAGCCUAUUUUAAAAUCGCUAUUUGGUUAAACGAUAAAGAAAAUUACCGUCUUGAGACCAAAUACGAAAAUCAUCUCAUCGGAAAAGUUGCUCUGUUUCAAUUCGUAAACUCGUUUCUAUCGCUCUUUUACAUCGCCUUCUAUCUACAAGAUCAGGCGCGUCUAAAAGAGCAACUAGCAGCUCUUCUGAUAGCGCGUCAAGUGAUCGGAAAUCUCAAAGAAUCGGCCGUGCCGUACAUGUUGGAACACAUGCGUUUGGCUAAAAUGAGUUUCGAUAUGUGGGGCGCUUUGAGCCCGUUGAACAGUAAAUCUCCUCCGGGUACCGAAGAAACACCCACGGAAAAUGAAGAGAACGAAACUAAAGACGAUAAUGCUGAACAGUUGAAUACUAAGAGAACCAUGAGUCAGGCUGAGCUGGAAAGUACUUUAUAUAAAUACGAUGGUACUUUUGCUGAUCAUUUAGAAAUGACAAUACAAUUAGGUUACGUCAUACUGUUUUCUUCUGCUUUCCCGCCGGCAGCUUUGUGCGCUAUGCUCAACAAUCUGAUAGAGAUCAGAAGCGACGCUUUCAAACUGGCCUAUGUUUGUCAGAGACCGUUUGGACAACGCGUACCUAAUAUCGGAACCUGGCAGAAUUGUAUGGAACACAUGAGCAUAAUGGCCGUAUUGGUAAACUGCGCCCUAAUAGGGCUUUCUGGGCAAGUCCAUCGAAUGUUUUCGGACAUGACAGCUACUCAAACUAUCCUUUUAAUUGUCGCAUUAGAGCAUAUCAUGUUGGUUAUUAGAUUUAUAAUAACUUGCGCAAUACCAGACAUUCCCGGUUGGUUGGCCACCGAAAUGGCGAAAAUAGAAUGGGCCCGAAGAGAGGCUAGUAGGAUUACAACGAAUACACCGUCGCCUGAAGAACUUAGCUCGAAACUUAUAGGAAGAUUUUCUGUAUCUCCCAUCCAUUCUCUAUCGCAGAGUUCUGAAAGCAUGAAAAAAUCCAUGGAGAAACUGAAACAGUACGAUUUGGAACUAUCGAAAGAGGUAACCCCAGUUCUUACCCCAACAACGCCAGGUACUUCAUCGUCCAACGCUUCAUCCGGCCAAAAUCACAAAAAUACCGGAGGCGUUACUAUCGACAGCAUCCAGGCAAUACCGCCGUUCAAACCCAGGAAGUCUAAGGAAUGGACGUUACCAGCAGAGGGCGAAUCCACCCAUCACUUAACCAUCGGUCCCGGAGGCAUUGAAUGGGCUCGAAGACUGAAAGAAGACACAGAGGUGCACAGGAGUACAGACUGCAUUGCUCCAAAGGACGCUUCCAGUUCAGAUUCGGAUCUAUUGAAAAACAGCCCCCAUUGGCCUCCCAGACCGAGAACACCGCCUCAAAUACCGGCUAGGGCGAGACCUCUAGUCCCCCAGGACCCGUCGCUGAGCGACAGCGCCAAAAGCGUUGCUAGCCAGGAGGCUGCCGAAGAGGCGGCCAAAAUAGCUGCCGCGGAAGAGUUGGCGGCUAAGAAGACGCGUGUGAAACAGAGUUUGAUGAAAAGAGCACGGUCUGUGGCUAUAUUUUCUCUAAAAUUGAAGGAACGUCGCGCUAGGGAAGCCGCAGAAAAGGGAUUGAAGCCCGUAACUCCUACUGCUCCUCUUCCGCCUCCUCAACAGGGUGGGGAACUGUCUUGUAUUCCUAUAGAAAAGCUCAUCCAACUGGAGGACCUGCAGUGCAUCCAAAGGCCUAAUAAUCAAACGGGUGCUUUGUAG